This is a messenger RNA of Linnemannia hyalina, 3108 nucleotides long. NCBI's taxonomy places the organism in Eukaryota, Fungi, Mortierellomycota, Mortierellomycetes, Mortierellales, Mortierellaceae. The record is from the annotation of a GenBank genome assembly.
AUGGCCGAAGUUGCACUGCCAGAGUCGCCCGUGGCCCCCCCUACACCCACACAGUCUGUCCCAGACAGCCCCCCGCCCACAAAGCGGGUCUCCAUCAAUGCCCCUUCCACCAAAUCCCCCUCUGCUCCUUUUCUCUACCCCUCAAAACCAGCACUCUCCACACAGCCCGAAGAAGAAGAUCACGUAGCAGCCUUCAAGAGAAUGCUUGACGAUAUCCUCGACAACGCCUCGACUGAGGAGACCAGCCUCACCAGUAAGGUCGGCCUCGGCUUCUCUUCCUCAACCUACCUCUCUGCCUCAUCCUCUGCCGCUGCUGAUAGGGCCAGGCUAAGCCGGAGUACCACCCUUGGCUUCCUGCUCCCCCAGCCCAAGAACCACUUUGCAAGAAUCAAAGGCGUCCGCACCGAAAGUAAUGUUGAUUCUGAACUUCUGCACAAGUUGGAAGAACAGAAUAACAGCCUCCCUCCACAGGACUCGACAUCGUUCUUGUUGGCCAGACUGGAGAGACAGAACGGCCUUUUGGACACCGACCCCAAAUCAGUAUGUAUCGAGUCGAACGUCCUCAAAGGAAACCUCAACACUCUUCACCGACUUAUCUCCGACUCCUCAGCACUCAACGCACCCAACUCAGAGACUGUCGCACCCAUGUCAUCUUCGCCCUCAAAGGCCCUGGAGUCUGAGGCUGGUGACGAUGAGAUCGACUGGGAGUUCUGGGGAAUGCUCGUUCAGGAUUACAAUGCAGUCGCCAGCAAGCUCCCACAUCUGUUGGCAGCCCGUGUUCGCCAGGGUCUCCCCUCAAAGCUGCGUGGUUUGAUCUGGCAGUCCAUGUCCCAGGCCUCGUCGACAUAUCUCGAAACCAUGUACACUAAGCUCCUGCUCGAGCACUCACCCUAUGAGCGUAUCAUUCAACGGGAUCUCGCCCGGACAUUCCCUCAGGUCGACAUGUUCAAGGUGGAGGGAGGCAAGGGACAGGAAAGCCUUCGCAACAUCCUCAAGGCCUACUCUCUCUAUGACCCCCACGUCGGAUACUGCCAGGGUCUCGGCUUCUUGGUUGGACCAUUGCUUAUGAACAUGGAAGAAAAGGAGGCAUUCUGUGUGUUUGUCCGUCUGAUGGAGACAUACGACAUGAGGACCAUGUUCACGCUGAACAUGGAGGGGCUUCAGCUUCGCUUAUACCAAUUCUCCGCGUUGCUUUCGGAGCACCUCCCCAUGUUGCACGCCCAUCUUUCCUUCCACUCCAUCAACGCCGCCAUGUACGCCUCCCAAUGGUUCCUCUCCCUCUUUGCCUAUACCUAUCCCUUGCCCUUGGUUCUCCGUGUGUACGACGUGGUCUUUACUGAAGGAGCCCCUGAGACCAUCAUGCGUGUCGCCGUUGCCUUCCUCAAGAAGAACGAAGAAAAGCUGAUGCAGCUGCAGGAAUUCGAGGACUUGCUGGAACUUUUGACGACAAAGCUGUACGACAUUUACGAGGAUAAUGCCGGCGAGGUGAUUCGGGAUGCUAUGAGCCUUUCGACCGAUAUUUCCAAGGAGAGACUGGACGCCCUUGCCAUGACCUACUUGGCCGAGUUGGAGGAUCAGCAGAAGCGUGCCGGCGAGGUCACCAGCAAGCGUUUCAAGGAUCGCUUCGGCUCUGGCCAUUCGACCAAGACUGCCGAGACCAAGACCAAGACCAAGGUGACCAAGGCGACAAAGUCCAAGACCAACCGCGCUAGCGCUCGUCUUUCGAUCGCGGCCUCUUUUGGAUCAUCGGCCAGCUUGCUCCUGGGAGUCGGCGGCGGCAGCAGCCUCACCAGCAGUGAGGAGAGCAGUGAGGACGAGGUUGUGGAGCCAGAGCCAGAGCCAGUGAUCGUGACCCGAACAACUACCUACGGUUCGGACGCCAUGUUGCUAGAGCAGAUUCAGGACUUGGCCAAGGCACUCUCGAUACUCCAAAGGGAUCACGUCGAAGUCACCGAGGGACUUGUUACCGCCAAGAUGGAGAAGACCGUACACUUGGAGGAGAUUGGUGCGUUGCGCAAGAAGGUUGCCGAUAUGGAGCGUCAGCAGAACCGGGCCUCGAUGAUGAGCGCCAUUUCCCCCUCGGUCAUGAGCGACACAUCGAUGAUGUCCUCGCCCCGCACCAUUACCCACGAGGACGGGAAGAUGCGCUCGAGCAACAGCUGGUCGAGACACUCGGAAGAUGAGAUGGACACUGAUGAGACAAAGGCCUCGUCUGUUUCAUCCUUGAACGUCGGCCAUGACGAUGUUCACAACCGCCUUGCCCAAGCCGAGCGGGAGCUGGCCCAUGUUACGAGCGAGCUUGUCCACGCCAAGGUAUCGGUCAUGGAGGCGAUGAACGAGGUUGAGCAACAAAAGACCAAGACGCUCAACAUGGAGCACAUUCUCAUGGAUUCCAAGGAGGCUGUUGUGAUGCUCCAGGAGCAGCAGAUGAUCCUCCAGUCGACCAAGAUGACCAUGGUGAUGGAGAUAGACGCUGUUCGCCACGAGCGCGAUUCGUUUGAGAAGGAGCUGAACGUGAUGCGCCAGCAGUUUGAGGAGACCAAGAAGCUCUGGUUGGAGGGUCAGGUUGAGCGCCACACUCUGCAGGAGAAGGUCAAGGAGCUGGAGAUGAAUGCCGCCUUUGCCGCUGCCAACCCCGAGCGCAUGAACCGUGGGCGCAGCUUCCGCAAGUCGAUCAACGAUGUCUCGAUGUUGAACCUGAUGAACUCGCGAAGCGGAUCGCCCUCGCCCUUGGGUACGCCUGUGAUGGACAAGACGAUGACUCUUCCUCCUCACUAUGAGAGCCGUCGUGGAUCGGGCGACUCGUUGGAGAGCAGCGGUAACCGUAUGGCGGUCCGUCGUGGCAGCAGUGAUACCCUUGCAUCGAACCAGUCCGGCCGCGAAUCGAUGUCCUCGGCUCGUCCUGCAGCGAUGGUGCGCAAGGGAUGGCCAAGUGAGAAGGCGGCGAAUGCGGGUGUUGUCCCCAGUUCACCAGUGUCGUCAGCCUAUGGAACGCGCAAGUUUAUGGUGGCAGCUGAAGGAGAUUCGGCCAAGGUGAAGCGGAAUUCAUCGCAGCGCAACAGCAUCCUUGGAGCAUUGAGUUUCCGCCGAUCUGUCAGCGAUUCAUAA